GAUCAAGUAAAAAAGUUCCUAAAACUUCGUUGUUAUCACAUACCCAAAGUGCGAAAUUAUUGCUCAUGAAAUAAACAGUCUGUGCAUGGUUAUUGUUAUUACAGAAGUAACUUUUCAAGAAAAUUGAUUUGGAAGACUAAGUUAAUAUACUUAUAAAACAAUUUUGUGAAAUAAUAGAUAGUUCAAUCGUUGAAGAUUAAUUGAUGAGAUGCGAUAACGAAGACAUUCAGCUACCGCUGCAGCCACUACACACUGUCCUCCAACAAGUGUUAUCAUUAUCAGCCAACGCCGUAAUAUGUUAGUUCGCUAAAAUUAAAGGAGAUUGUCGCAUUCCAUAGUGCAUCACUUUAACAGACAAUGAAGGAAACGCAACGGUCCGGGGUUUCGUUUGUUUCCAACAAUAAAAUCGGUCAUGCAAAAACUUGAAGUUGUUCAAUACUACGGCACGCGUUGAUAGUGUUUUCGCGACAGUGUUUUGUUGUUUAAAAGGUCAAUUAUUUACGAACUAGUGUACGUAGUGCAAGGGUUGUUAAAUCGAGGAAGUUCGAAACAAUAUUUUUGUACUUAAUUCAAAUAAGUGUCUCAUAUAUCAGAUUUGUCUUCAUUUCGCAAAUGGCACUGAUUAAAUUGUGGAACAUUAACACGUCGUGUUUUGUGCUAAAAUAUCCAUCCAAUAAGUUUUAAAAUGAGUGAUGAGCAACCAAAUUACAUGCUGGCAAUGGAAAUGUCUGAUGAUAUAGCUCCAAUACCGAUUGAUUCUGAUCUAUGGUCUCAUAUCAACGAAAUUGGAUUCAAUGGCACUGAUUUUGCUGACUUCGGUUACUCAAAUAUGACCGAUCCCGUUAACAUGGAAGCUCUAGAUAUGCAGUGUAAAGCAAUAUACAACAACGAGACAAACACAAAUACAAAAGUCUGGGAUACAUUCUGUCCGGCAUCCUCAGAUAGCGUUUUAUGUUGGCCCCCCACACCCGUCAACGGUUCGGCUGUCCAAAAAUGUUUUUCCGUUUUGAUGGGCUUCAGAUACGAUGACACACAAAACGCAACUAGACAAUGUCUCUGGAACGGGACAUGGUCCAAAACAGAUUAUUCAUCUUGUACAGAAAUCGCCGAAAGUCCCACCCUUCACCAUGGAGUUAUAACCACAACAACAAUUUAUUAUGUCGGUUACUCCCUCAGCUUGGUAGCAUUAUCUAUUGCUAUCGGGAUAUUUUUAUGUUUCAAGGACCUCCGUUGUUUAAGAAACACAAUACAUACGAACCUGAUGGUUGCUUACAUUCUUAUGUAUUUUAUGUGGAUUUUGACCCUAAUAUUGGAGCGAACCAGUUCUGGCACUGGCUUGUCCUUCGAUUCCUUCGAAACGAACAUGGUUUCGUGUAUAUUCCUGGUGAUCCUUUUACAUUAUUUUCACGUUACAACAUUUUUCUGGAUGUUCGUCGAAGGGCUAUAUUUAUAUAUACUCGUAGUAGAGACACUCACGCGGGAAAAUUUCAAAUUAAGAAUCUACGUCUGCAUCGGAUGGGGAAUUCCAUUAAUUUUUGUGAUAAUCUGGGCCAUUGCUAAAAGUUUCAUAGAAAUGGAUACUUCGCACUCCGAUCCAGUAUGGCAUUACUGCCCGUGGAUGAAGCCUCAUUCAAUAGACUGGAUAUACCAAGCGCCCAUAGCUAUCGUGUUAUUAGCAAAUUUAGUAUUUUUAGUAGCUAUAAUGUGGGUACUGAUAACGAAAUUACGUUCGGCGAACACGUUAGAAACCCAACAGUAUCGCAAAGCAACUAAGGCGCUUCUAGUCCUUAAACCCUUAUUAGGGAUAACCUACGUCCUGACAAUUACCGGCCCUACAAAAGUUGGCAUUGUCAAAUACAUUUUUGAUUACGCAAGAUCGGUUUUUCUAUCCACGCAGGGUUUUAUGGUAGCCCUAUUUUACUGCUUUUUGAACACAGAAGUUCAGAACACAUUGCGACACCAUUUCGACAAUUGGAGAGAAUCAAAGACGAUAGGGGGUGCGAAUCGUCUCAGAUCUGGUAGUAGAAAUAAAGACUGGUCUCCCAGGUCAAGAACUGAAAGCAUCAGAUUGUAUAGUCAGCCCUUGAUUUCGUACCAUAAACGCGAAUCAUGCAUUUCCGACAUAACUACAACAACCCUCGAAGUAACAAACGGAGGUGGCAGGACUUCUAAUGGAGGCCCGCAUAUCAAAAGCCUUUUCCUUCAGCCUCAUAAAAGGAGCAACGGUACAAAUGUUUAAUUGUCACACAUGUAUGUCAUUAUCAUUAUAAAACAGCCUUUGGUGUACCCAUUAAGGAUUGAAAUUGUAAAUUAUCGCCGAUGUUUAUUAAUAUGAUAAUAAACAGUAUGUAUUUUUUA
Molecule: messenger RNA, 2358 nt
Organism: Agrilus planipennis (emerald ash borer)
Lineage: Eukaryota; Metazoa; Arthropoda; Insecta; Coleoptera; Buprestidae
Product: diuretic hormone receptor
Exons: 13
Coding region: 686-2239 (517 amino acids)
Biological process (GO): cell surface receptor signaling pathway; adenylate cyclase-modulating G protein-coupled receptor signaling pathway
Cellular component (GO): plasma membrane
Molecular function (GO): diuretic hormone receptor activity; G protein-coupled peptide receptor activity; peptide hormone binding
Source: RefSeq, a predicted model, not a curated record